GGAGCUUCCACUACUCAGUACUCAGUACUCUCACGCACGUGUGAGAGGGCCAUGCUUUUCAGCGUGUUGCCGAUGUUUUUCCGCUCGUGGCGCUUAAGCCUAGCUGUGCGUAGCUUGGGGUCCGUGGGGUGUUCAGUAGAGCAGCUUGCCGGAGUUGCCUUAAACGCAGAGCAACUGCAGUACCUUGUUGAAGACGCGAAGACGCCUAGGAAACCUCAACAUACUUCAAGACGUCCGCCAACUUCAAGGGCCCUGGGCGAUGGCACCGGCACUUGGCGAUGUUGUGAUUGCGGCGAUGAGAAAACACUGGCAGAUUUCUAUGUAAGAGCGACUGGAUGCAUGCGCUCGUACUGCAAGAAAUGCCACAAUGAGAGAGUGGCUGAUUACAGGCGAACUCUCCGCGGAAAUGUAGCUGUUCUUCUUAGUAAUGCGAGGAAGCGAUCAAAGGUGAAAGGUUUGGCGUGCAGCUUGGACCCUGACUUUAUCCUAAACACAAUCCUGCGACAGAAAGGCAGAUGUGCAUAUUCUGGCGUUCAGAUGGAGGUUCUUUUGCCGCACUCAGACUGGCGCAUGUCGUUGGAAAGGCUGGAUAAUGCUGUGGGGUAUGUCCCAGAAAACUGUGUCCUGAUUGCAGCUGAGUUUAACUCAACGGAGAAGAUCAGCAGACGAGUGCCAAGUGAUCCCAACGUUCGGAUCUUCCAAGUGGUCCCUGCAGAAAGUUCAGAACGCUCAGAGCUGGUUGCGACAGUUGAACGUUGAUUUGGAAGGCUUGCAUGGGAUGAUGCAGGGUGCCCGAGAGAAGCGCCGGUCCCCUGUUGCAAUGGCAGCCUCCAAAUGUCAAGUUGCGGGACCCUUUGGGCACUUCAGGUGUUGGAGUUGCAAGGUUUGGAAGCAUGCCAGCUGUUUCUCCUUGGACAGUCGUAGGAUUUGGGGCCACCGGGGCCAAUGCAAGCAAUGCGCGAGAGAGUACGAUUUGUCCCGUCGAAUGACUUUACGUGGUCACGUCCAAAGCAUGCUGAACCAUGCGCGUGGCAGACACAAACGCGGCAAGUGGCACGGUAACUUUGAGAUUGACUUAGAUUCUGUGCUGAAGAUGUUGUGGUCUCAACAAGGGCGCUGUUUCUACUCAGAUGUUCCUAUGCGUUUCGCUCAAGUGAAUGUUGAUUGUAUGAUGUCACUGGAGCGGCUGGACAACAGCAAAACAUACACCACAGACAACACUGUGCUGGUGGCUUUGGAGUUCAAUACCGCAGAUCAUAGCAGCAGGGCAGUUUCAUCUGCGGUCUUCGGUUCAAGUCAGUGGUCAAGGAGCAAGGUGGACCACGUUUGGGAGAAUUUGGAGAGCAUAGCUGCUUCGUUGGAAG
Durusdinium trenchii is the source of this 1364-nucleotide messenger RNA. NCBI's taxonomy places the organism in Eukaryota, Dinophyceae, Suessiales, Symbiodiniaceae. The record is from the annotation of a GenBank genome assembly.